Molecule: messenger RNA, 1251 nt
Organism: Recurvomyces mirabilis
Lineage: Eukaryota; Fungi; Ascomycota; Dothideomycetes; Mycosphaerellales; Teratosphaeriaceae
Exons: 3
Coding region: 1-1251 (416 amino acids)
Biological process (GO): proteolysis
Cellular component (GO): fungal-type vacuole
Molecular function (GO): aspartic-type endopeptidase activity
Source: RefSeq, a predicted model, not a curated record
AUGAAGCGCGGUGCAGUACACACUGGAAGACACGCCGCACACAGAACAAGUGCGAAGUUGCUUCAAUUGGCCAAACAUAUCCUUCCUUUGAGGAAGACGAGCGUUACAGCCAAGAGUUCAGCAGCCCUUCAUAAUGCAAUGCGGGCCACGAUGACUAAUGUCAGCCUUACCCAGGCCAACCAGGGUGGGGCUUACGCCAUAGACAUCGAUUUCGGCGGACAAACCUUUACCACUAUUUUCGACACUGGCUCGAGCGAUCUGUGGUUAGCCCAGCAGGAUGUCCAAUGCGUAGAGUACCUCGACAAGGUACUUCAACCAGCCGCCUGCACAUUUGGUCUGUUGGCGCCGGAUACCUUCGAAGACGGGACCAUUGACAACGAGAACUUCUACAUCAUAUAUGGCGACGGGGAAGAGUUAAGCGGUGUCUGGGGUUACGAAGACGUAAGCAUAGGUGGUUUGAGUGUUCCAUACCAGCAGGUGGCGUUGGUCGACUCUGCUCUCUGGAAUGGAGACAAUGUUACAAGUGGGCUGAUAGGGUUCGCGUACCCGGCUUUGACGAGCGCAUACCCUGGCAAUGAGUCUGCGAUUGAUGAUCCGAACUCGACCAUCCCAUACAACCCAUGGAUCUUCAACGCCAUCACUCGAGAUCUCAUCGACCCUAUCUUCAGUCUCGCCAUCCAGCGCGGCAGCAACAAUAGUGGAGGCCAACUCGCACUUGGCGGUCUUCCUCCAAGCUGCCACAAUCUGACCUACACAUCUACCGACCUACACAUCUCCGACCUUGCCAACCGUGCUGGGGCCUCCACGAACUUCAGCUUCUACUCCAUCAUCCCAGACGGCUUCAAAGCCUUUGGCGACCGAGGACUUAUGAAUCGAAGGACGAAUUAUUCUGUGAUUGUGGAUUCGGGCACUACCCUUGUCUAUCUUCCUCCACUGAUAGCAAGCAAAGUGAAUGCACUUUAUGAUCCGCCAUCCAAAUGGAUCCCGGAGACGGCAUCGUAUGAGAACCUUUGCAAUGCUGUGCCGCCGUCAUUCGCAAUCACCAUUGAUGGGACCGACUUAUGGAUCUCUUCUGAUGAGCUUCUGAUGACUGGUGAGGCUGGAGAAGAUCCCGAGACUGGUGGCUGCUUCUCUGGCAUCCAGCCGAGCUUUGAUGGCGCUUAUAUUUUGGGCGAGGUUUUCCUCAAGAAUGUGGUGGCGGCUUUCGAUAUUGGCAACAGCCAGAUGCACUUCGCUCAACACGAGUAUUGA